Molecule: messenger RNA, 2971 nt
Organism: Anopheles coustani
Lineage: Eukaryota; Metazoa; Arthropoda; Insecta; Diptera; Culicidae
Gene: Prp6
Product: pre-mRNA-processing factor 6
Exons: 5
Coding region: 76-2871 (931 amino acids)
Biological process (GO): spliceosomal tri-snRNP complex assembly; mRNA splicing, via spliceosome
Cellular component (GO): catalytic step 2 spliceosome; U4/U6 x U5 tri-snRNP complex
Molecular function (GO): protein binding
Source: RefSeq, a predicted model, not a curated record
AUCAAACAAACAUUGGGCUGUGAAAACAUUUUCAUUGAUUUUGGAGUGCAAAUUAUCACUGUAUUUCAGCACAGAAUGGCGCAUAUACCAGCGGCCUCGUUGGGCAACAAGAACAAGAAACAUUUUCUUGGAGUGCCGGCACCGUUAGGCUACGUAGCUGGUGUUGGUCGAGGUGCAACUGGGUUCACCACUCGUUCGGAUAUCGGACCUGCUCGUGAUGCCAAUGAUGUUUCGGAUGAUCGGCACGCGCCUCCGGCAGCAAAGCGCAAGAAAAAAGAGGAAGAAGAAGAGGAUGAUGAAGAUUUGAACGAUUCCAACUACGACGAAUUCAGCGGCUACAGUGGUUCGCUGUUCUCGAAAGAUCCGUACGACAAGGAUGAUGCGGAAGCGGACGCCAUCUACGAGAGCAUCGACAAGCGCAUGGACGAGAAGCGCAAGGAGUAUCGCGAGAAACGGCUCAAGGAAGAUCUCGAGCGUUAUCGUCAGGAGCGACCGAAAAUUCAACAGCAGUUUUCUGACCUGAAGCGAAACUUGAUCGCCGUUUCGGAGGACGAGUGGGCCAACCUGCCGGAGGUGGGCGACAGUCGCAACAAGAAGCAGCGCAAUCCGAGGGCCGAAAAGUUUACCCCACUACCGGACAGUGUGUUAUCGCGUAAUCUCGGUGGUGAGGCACAGUCCGCGAUCGAUGGACGUUCCGGAUUGGCCUCGAUGAUACCGGGCGUGGCCACGCCGGGCAUGUUGACACCGAGCGGCGAUUUGGAUCUGCGCAAGAUCGGACAGGCCCGAAAUACGCUCAUGAACGUGAAACUGUCGCAGGUGUCCGAUUCCGUCGCCGGCCAAACCGUGGUCGAUCCGAAGGGCUACCUGACCGACCUGCAGAGUAUGAUCCCUACCUACGGUGGGGAUAUUAACGACAUCAAAAAGGCACGCAUGCUGCUGAAAAGUGUACGUGAAACGAAUCCGUACCAUCCACCGGCCUGGAUCGCUUCGGCCCGUUUGGAGGAGGUCACGGGCAAGCUUCAAAUGGCACGCAAUCUGAUUAUGCGUGGCUGUGAACAAAACCCGCAAAGCGAGGACUUGUGGCUCGAGGCGGCCCGACUUCAGCCACCCGAUACGGCCAAGGGAGUGAUCGCUCAGGCGGCCCGACGCAUCCCGACGUCGGUACGUAUCUGGAUCAAGGCGGCCGAUCUCGAGACGGAACCGAAAGCGAAAAGACGUGUGUUCCGCAAGGCUCUCGAGCACAUUCCCAACUCGGUGCGCCUGUGGAAGGCGGCGGUAGAGAUGGAGAACCCGGAGGAUGCGAAAAUUUUACUCUCCCGUGCCGUGGAGUGCUGUGGCACCAGCGUGGAGCUUUGGUUGGCCCUGGCCCGCCUGGAAACGUACGAAAAUGCACGAAAGGUGCUCAAUAAGGCCCGCGAGAAGAUCCCGACCGAUCGACAGAUUUGGACGACCGCCGCCAAGCUGGAGGAAGCGAACGGGAACAUUCACAUGGUGGAGAAGAUCAUCGAUCGUGCUCUCUCGUCGUUGAGCGCAAACGGGGUCGAAAUUAACCGCGACCAGUGGCUUCAGGAGGCGGUCGAGGCGGAAAAAUCGGGCGCCAUCAAGUGCUGCCAAGCGAUCGUACGGGCCGUGAUCGCGAUCGGCAUCGACGAGGAAGAUCGCAAGCAGACGUGGAUCGAUGACGCGGAAAACUGCGCCAAGGAGGGUGCGUACGAGUGCGCCCGUGCCGUGUACGGCUACGCGUUGAGUGAGUUCCCGUCAAAGAAGAGCAUCUGGUUGCGGGCAGCAUAUUUCGAGAAGAAUCACGGUACACGCGAGAGCCUCGAGGCGUUGCUGCAGAAGGCCGUCGCCCACUGUCCGCAGUCGGAAGUGCUCUGGCUUAUGGGAGCCAAGUCGAAGUGGUUGGCCGGUGACGUUCCCGCCGCCCGUGGCAUCCUUUCACUUGCGUUCCAGGCCAACCCGAACUCCGAAGACAUCUGGUUGGCGGCGGUUAAGUUGGAGUCGGAAAAUGCCGAAUACGAACGCGCCCGCCGUCUGCUGGCGAAGGCACGAGCAUCCGCACCGACACCGCGUGUCAUGAUGAAAUCGGCCAAGCUCGAGUGGGCCCUCGACAAUCUGGAGGAGGCACUGAAGCUCCUCGACGACGCGGUUAAAGUGUUCCCCGACUUUGCCAAACUGUGGAUGAUGAAGGGGCAGAUCGAGGAGCAGAAGGCGCUGCUAGAAAAGGCGGCCGAAUCGUACAAUGCCGGAUUGAAGCGCUGCCCGAAUUCUAUUCCCCUUUGGCUGUUGCUGGCGGCGCUUGAGGAGAAGCGAAACCUUCUUACCAAAGCGCGUUCCGUGCUCGAGCGGGGACGGUUGAAGAAUGCGAAAAAUCCUUUCCUCUGGCUGGCGGCAAUCCGGAUCGAGAUACGGGCCGGUAUGAAGGAUAUGGCCCAUACGCUGAUGGCCCGUGCGAUACAAGAUUGUCCGAACGCCGGUGAACUUUGGGCGGAGUCGAUCUUCCUCGAGGCGAGACCGCAAAGGAAGACAAAAUCGGUUGAUGCCCUCAAAAAGUGCGAGCACGACCCACACGUACUGCUGGCCGUUUCAAAGCUGUUUUGGAGUGAGCGAAAGCUACAGAAAUGUCGCGAUUGGUUCAACAGGACGAUAAAAAUUGAUCCAGAUUUUGGUGACGCUUGGGCCAACUUUUACAAGUUCGAACUACAACACGGUACCGAGCAGCAGCAGAAGGAACUGAUCGAACGGUGCAACGCGGCCGAACCAAAGCACGGCGAAGAGUGGUGCAAGGUCAGCAAGGACAUCGCCAACUGGUGCUUCAAGACGGAGGACGUCCUGAAGGCGGUCGUGCGCAAUCUGCCCACACCGAUCUAAACAAAUCGUAUUCAGUUUCGAUGUGGAGAACUGGAACGAAUGUUAUUUAAGCAGCACAUAACCAAUAAAGUCUACGUUCUGGAACACAUUUUGAACCCAU